UAACAUAAAAAAACCAAUAAGGAAAAAAAAAAAAAUUUAUUAAAGAAAAUCUUAGGGUUUGACUGAAAAAAAUUUGUUUGCGAAUCGCGUGAAACCCCCAAUAGAGAAAGUAGUGAGUCGAAUCACGGGUUCCUCCGAGUUCGGUUCACUCUCAUCUUCCUUGAAAGUUACAACCUUACAAAGAUCCAUCCGAAAAUAUCGCAAUUUUAGAGAAAAUGGGGCAAAACAAAAGUGGGGUCGUUUUUUUUUUUUGAACGUUGGGAUCGUAGGGUAAAAAAUAGUGCUUCGUUAUUUUAAAAUUUGGAGGGAUCUUUUGUUGGAAAUUUUUGGUGGGGUUUUUUUUUUUUGAAUUUUAUUUUUUCUUGUAAAUUGGGGUGAAAAUUGUAAAUUUGCAUGCAAUCCGGAGGGGGUGGAGGUGGUGGGCCCAGCCGGAACCCGACGGGCCGGGCAGCAUCGACAUCGUCUGCGGCGUCGCCGUCUUCGUCAUCUUCAGCUGUUUCGACUCCCCACCUGGGGUUUGAUUCGGUGCAACAGCAGCAGCACCAACAGCAACAACAGCAGCACCAACAGCAGAGACAGUCAUUCCAACAACAAUUACUUCGAAAAUCAGAAGGAAAUGAUGCCAUUUUAGCAUAUCAAGUUGGUGGUCUCCCAGGAGUAAUGGGAGCGGGAGGGGGGAACUUUGCUUCAUCUCCAGGGUCCAUGCAACUGUCUCAACAGUCCAGGAAACUGUUUGAUUUUGCCCAACAGCAUAAUUCAUCCCAGGAGGGCCAGAAUAGAAGUCAAGGUAUUGAGCAACAGGUUCUAAAUCCUGUUCAUCAGGCUUAUCUCCAGUAUGCUUUCCAGGCCCAUCAAAAGUCUGCUUCAGUUGUGCAAUCUCAGCAGCAAGCUAAAAUGGGUAUGCUGGGUCCUGCAUACGGGAAGGAUCAAGAUCCGCGGAUGGGAAAUUUGAAAAUGCAGGAACUGAUUUCCAUGCAGUCAGCCAAUCAGGCUCAGGCGUCAUCCUCCAAAAAUUCAUCGGAACAGUUUGGCCGUGUUGAAAAGCAGAUGGACCAAGGUCAGCAACCAGCUUCUGACCAGAGGAAUGAGCCAAAACCUCAAAGUCAGAACAGUAUUGGUGGGCAAUUAAUGACCGCCAAUAUGAUAAGGCCUAUACAGGCAGCACAGGCUCAGCAAAAUGUCCAAAAUGUGGCUAACAACCAGUAUGCGAUGGCUGCUCAGUUGCAGGCAUGGGCACUUGAGCGAAAUAUUGAUCUGUCACAACCUGCAAAUGCCAACUUGAUGGCGCAGCUCAUUCCUCUGAUGCAGUCUAGAAUAGCUGCUCAACAGAAAGCAAAUGAAAGCAAUAUGGGUUCACCAUCAUCACCUGUCCCUGUUUCAAAGCCACAGGCUACUUCGUCACCUGUUGCUAGUGAGAGCUCUCCCCAUUCUAAUUCAGUGAGUGAUGUAUCUGGACAAUCUGGAUCAGCAAAGGCAAGGCAGACAGUGUCCCCAAGCCCUCUUGGUUCAACUUCCAAAGCUGGUGCUGCUAACAGUCAUUCACUACAACAGUUUGCUGUUCAUAGCAGAGAAAACCAAGUGCCUCCCAGACAGCCGAUUGCCAUUGGAAAUGGAAUGCCUCCUAUGCAUCCUCCACAGUCGACUGCAAACAUGAGCCAGGGUGUGGAUCAGUCUUUGCCUGUAAAAAGUUCAGGUGUCCCAGAAACUUCUCAAAUGCAGUACCUCAGGCAGUUAAAUCGUUCUUCUCCACAAUCUGCAAUUCCUUCCGGUGAUGGAGGUUCAGUUAAUGUCUCAUCACAGGGUGGCCUGGCUCCCCAUACACCACAGCAGCGGUUUGGGUUCACGAAACACCAACUUCAUGUUCUUAAGGCUCAAAUUCUGGCAUUUCGGCGGUUGAAGAAAGGAGAAGGUAACCUUCCCCAAGAGCUUCUUCGGGCCAUUGUUCCACCAACCCUUGAGUUGCAGCAGCAGCAACAGUUUCUUCCUGCACCAGUAAAUAAUCAGGAAAGAUCUUCUGGAAAGAUGGUAGACGAUCAAUUGAGACAUGUAGAGCCUAACGGAAAGGAUUCACAGUCUGCUCCAUCAAUAAAUGGACAAAAUUACAUGAAAGAGGAAUCUUAUGCAGGAGAUGAUAAAACAAUUAUGUCAGCAGUUCACGUGCAAGGUAUGCCUACUGUGAUCAAGGAACCUGCACCAGUGGUAGCUACUGGGAAAGAAGAGCAGCAAAACCCUGUUAAGUCGGACCAGGAAGUCGAUCGUAGUCUUCAGAAAGCUCCUGUAAGAAGUGAAUUUACUGCAGAUAGAGGAAAGUCUGUUGUGCCACAGGCAGCAGUGUCUGAUGCAAUGCAAAUUAAGAAGCCUGCACAAGCGACCACUGCCUCUCAGCCAAAAGAUGUUGGCUCUGCCAGAAAGUAUCAUGGUCCGCUUUUUGAUUUUCCCUUUUUCACAAGGAAACAUGAUUCAGUUGGGUCGACUACAAUGGUUAACAGUAAUAAUAAUCUAACAUUGGCUUACGAUGUCAAAGAUCUUCUUUUUGACGAAGGAGUGGAAGUCCUGCAUAAGAAAAGAUCAGAGAAUUUGAAGAAGAUCAGUGGUAUACUUGCAGUAAACUUAGAGAGGAAAAGGAUUAGGCCCGAUCUUGUUCUGCGAUUGCAGAUUGAAGAAAAAAAGCUUCGACUCUUAGACCUACAGGCACGCUUAAGGGAUGAAGUCGACCAACAGCAGCAGGAGAUAAUGACAAUGCCUGAUAGACCAUACCGUAAAUUUGUCCGGCUGUGUGAGCGUCAACGCAUUGAGCUGAUGAGACAAGUGCAAACCUCUCAGAAAGCCAUGAGAGAGAAGCAAUUAAAAUCGAUCUCUCAGUGGCGUAAGAAACUUCUUGAGACUCACUGGGCCAUCCGUGAUGCACGGACUGCCCGUAACCGGGGAGUUGCAAAGUACCAUGAGAGAAUGUUGAGGGAGUUCUCUAAAAGAAAGGAUGAUGACCGGAACAAAAGGAUGGAAGCCUUGAAGAAUAAUGAUGUCGAAAGGUAUAGGGAGAUGUUGCUGGAGCAGCAGACUAGUAUCCCAGGUGAAGCUGCGGAGAGAUAUGCUGUUCUCUCUUCAUUCUUGACUCAGACAGAAGAGUAUCUUUACAAACUGGGAAGUAAAAUAACUGCUGCCAAGAAUCAGCAGGAAGUGGAAGAGGCAGCAAAUGCUGCUGCAGCUGCUGCAAGAUUGCAGGGUCUUUCAGAAGAAGAAGUUAGGGCAGCAGCAGCUUGUGCUGGUGAGGAAGUGAUGAUCAGAAAUCGAUUUAUGGAAAUGAAUGCACCCAGGGAUAGUUCAUCUGUUAACAAGUAUUAUAGUCUUGCACAUGCUGUGAGUGAAAGGGUUGCAAGGCAACCCUCAAUGUUACGAGCUGGAACCUUACGAGAUUAUCAGCUUGUUGGGUUGCAGUGGAUGCUUUCUUUGUAUAACAACAAAUUGAAUGGAAUAUUGGCGGAUGAGAUGGGUCUUGGAAAGACUGUGCAGGUUAUGGCAUUGAUUGCUUAUUUGAUGGAAUUUAAAGGGAACUAUGGCCCACAUCUAAUAAUUGUCCCUAAUGCUGUUUUGGUAAACUGGAAGAGUGAGCUACAUACUUGGCUGCCAUCAGUGUCAUGCAUUUACUAUGUUGGUGGAAAGGAUCAACGGUCAAAAUUAUUUUCUCAGGAGGUCUGUGCCCUGAAAUUUAAUGUACUUGUGACAACUUAUGAGUUCAUCAUGUAUGAUCGCGCAAAACUUUCAAAAAUUGAUUGGAAGUAUAUCAUAAUUGAUGAAGCACAGCGAAUGAAAGACAGAGAAUCAGUUUUGGCCCGAGAUCUUGAUAGAUACCGCUGCCAGAGGCGCUUACUUCUUACAGGGACACCUUUACAGAAUGAUUUGAAGGAACUUUGGUCACUUUUAAAUCUACUUCUUCCUGAAGUGUUUGAUAACCGGAAAGCAUUUCAUGAUUGGUUCUCACAACCAUUUCAAAAGGAAGGUCCUACCCACAAUGCAGAGGAUGACUGGCUUGAGACUGAGAAGAAGGUCAUUAUCAUCCAUCGACUUCAUCAAAUUUUGGAGCCUUUUAUGCUCAGACGUCGUGUUGAGGAUGUGGAAGGUUCACUUCCACCCAAGGUCUCCAUAGUUUUAAGAUGUAAAAUGUCUGCUAUUCAGAGUUCUAUUUAUGAUUGGAUUAAAUCAACUGGUACUCUUCGAGUUGAUCCUGAAGACGAGAAGCUCAGGGUGCAAAAAAAUCCACUAUACCAGGCUAAGGUGUAUAAAACUCUAAAUAAUAGAUGUAUGGAGCUUCGGAAAACUUGCAAUCAUCCUCUUCUUAAUUACCCAUAUUAUAAUGACUUAUCCAAAGAUUUUCUUGUGAAAUCAUGUGGGAAGCUGUGGGUCCUUGAUAGGAUCCUUAUAAAACUUCAAAGAACCGGGCAUCGAGUACUGCUCUUUAGUACCAUGACAAAACUCCUUGAUAUCCUGGAGGAAUAUUUGCAGUGGAGGCAACUUUUGUACAGACGAAUUGAUGGAACUACUAGUUUAGAAGACCGUGAAUCAGCUAUCGUGGACUUUAAUAGCCAUGAUUCUGACUGCUUUAUAUUCUUGCUGAGUAUUCGUGCUGCUGGACGAGGUCUUAAUCUUCAAUCUGCUGAUACUGUCAUCAUAUAUGAUCCUGAUCCAAACCCUAAAAACGAGGAACAAGCAGUUGCUAGAGCCCACCGCAUUGGACAGACAAGAGAAGUUAAGGUCAUUUAUAUGGAAGCAGUUGUUGACAAAAUUCCCAGUCAUCAGAAAGAGGAUGAAUUCAGAAGCGGUGGUAUGGUUGAUUUAGAAGAUGACUUUGCAGGUAAGGAUCGAUAUAUGGGAUCUAUUGAAAGCCUCAUAAGGAAUAACAUCCAGCAGUAUAAGAUUGACAUGGCUGAUGAAGUCAUCAAUGCUGGGCGUUUUGACCAGAGAACAACCCAUGAAGAGAGACGCAUGACUUUGGAGACAUUAUUGCAUGAUGAGGAGAGGUAUCAAGAAACUGUUCAUGAUGUUCCAUCACUGCAGGAGGUAAAUCAAAUGAUUGCAAGGAGUGAAGAUGAAGUAGAACUGUUUGAUCAAAUGGAUGAAGAGCUGGAUUGGAUAGAGGAGAUGACCAGGUAUGACCAGGUACCAAAGUGGCUUCGAACCAGUACUAAAGAAGUGAAUGCUGCUAUUGCUAGUUUAUCAAAAAAACCGUCGAAGAAUAUUUUAUUUGGUAGCAAUAUCGGUGUUGUGGAACCUAGUGAAAUUGGAACUGAGAGAAAAAGAGGGCCCAAGGGAAAAAAAUAUCCAAACUACAAGGAAGUGGAUGAUGAAAAUGGAGAAUACUCUGAAGCAAGUUCUGAUGAGAGGAAUAGAUAUUCUGUGCAUGAAGAAGAGGGAGAAAUUGGAGAGUUUGAAGAUGAUGAAGACAGUGGUGCUGCUGGGGCGCCACCAAUCAAUAAAGAUCAAUCAGAAGAAGAUGGUCCAGUUUGCGAAGGUGGGUAUGAAUAUCUCCGGCCUUCAGAGAACACAAGGAACAACCUUAUACUUGAGGAAGCUGGUUCCUCCGGAUCAUCUUCUGACAGUCGGAGAUUGACACAGAUUGUAUCUCCAGUUUCUUCUCAGAAGUUUGGGUCUCUGUCUGCAUUAGAAGCUCGGCCAGGCUCUCUUUCAAAAAGGAUGCCAGAUGAACUCGAGGAAGGGGAGAUUGCAAUAUCUGGAGAUUCUCACAUGGACCACCAGCAAUCUGGAAGUUGGACUCAUGAUCGUGAUGAAGGUGAAGAUGAACAGCAGGUCUUGCAACCCAAGAUAAAACGAAAGCGUAGUAUUCGAGUUCGGCCUCGUCACACUGUUGAAAGGCAGGAAGAGAAGCCUUGCAAUGAGGCACCUUCUCUCUUGCCAUUCCAGAUGGACCAUAAAUAUCAAGCACAGUUAAGGACUGAUACUGAAAUGAAAACACAUGGUGAGCUCAAUUCUUCCAAGCAUGAUCAAAGUGAGUCAUCUUCAAAAAGUAGGCGGAACCUACCUUCAAGGAAAAUAGCUAAUGCCCCAAAGUUGCGUGCUUCACCGAAAUCUGGCCGAUUGAAUUCUCUAUCUGGUCCUGCAGAAGAUGCUGCUGAUCACGGCAGAGAAAGUUGGGAUGGUAAAGUUAUGAACGCCGGUGGGUCUUCAAAUUUUGGCACUAAGAUGUCUGAUGUUAUCCAGAGAAGGUGCAAAAAUGUAAUUAGUAAGCUCCAAAGGAGAAUUGAUAAGGAAGGACAUCAAAUUGUACCUCUGCUAACAGAUUUGUGGAAAAGGAUUGAAAAUUCUGGUUACAUGAGUGGAGGUGGAAAUAAUCUUUUGGAUUUACGGAAGAUUGAUCAGCGGGUUGACAGAGUAGAGUAUAAUGGGGUGAUGGAGCUGGUGUCUGAUGUGCAGCUUAUGUUAAAGGGUGCAAUGCAAUUUUAUGGCUUCUCACAUGAGGUUAGAUCUGAAGCAAGGAAAGUACACGAUCUAUUUUUUGAUAUAUUGAAGAUUGCAUUUCCGGAUACAGAUUUACGAGAAGCCAGAAAUGCACUUACUUUCUCUGGUCCCGCAUCUACCUCUAUCUCUGCUCCAGCCCCAAGACAGGUAGCUGCUGGCCAGAGCAAGAGACACAAGAUGAUAAAUGAGAUGGAACCUGGUCCUAGCCCUUCCCAGAAGCCACUACAACGAGGCUCUAUUCCUGUCAGUGAAGACAACACUAGGAUUAGAGUGCACGUGCCUCAGAAGGAUUCAAGGCUUGGAAGUGGAAUUGGCAGUAGCCGGGAGCAAUUCAAGCACGAUGAUUCUCCACAUCCCGGAGAGCUGGUUAUCUGCAAGAAGAAAAGGAAAGACCGGGAAAAGUCAGUCGUGAAGCCAAGGACUGGUCCGGCUGGCCCCGUCUCACCCCCAAGCUUGGGUCGUAACAUGAAAGGUCCAGGUUCAAUUCCCAAGGAUAAUAUACGGCAGAAUCAACAAUCUACCCAACAAGGGUGGGCCAAUCAGGCUGGUCAACCGCCAAAUGGUAGUGGUGGCAAUGUUGGUUGGGCUAAUCCUGUGAAGAGAUUGAGGACAGAUACCGGUAAAAGGAGGCCAAGUCAAUUAUGAUUUUACUCAAGGGGUAGUGUAUCAUUUUAAUGAAAGAAAUUAAAAAAUUGUUGUUAUUGAGUUGAAAGCGCAGUGUAUAACCGGUCCUCGCAGGCCUCAAGUUCAGUUAGUCCUUACUGUUAAUAUAGUUUAGAUAUUUGGUUCGCCAUUGUAUACCUGUUCCUCCAUUAUUGAAAAUCAGUAGCUUUUCAUAACCGCCUCAUGAUACCACAAAUCUUUGUAAAGUGUGUACCUUAAGAUGUCUGUCGUUUUGACGUCGAUGUUACUCGGUGGAAGAAAACGGGCAGGCAAAUCUCUCUUUGAUUUUUGUGGGAUCUGCUUUAAUUGCUUUUCAUAGUGUAACUGAUCUGAAAUAGUGUUAUGAUUUUGCCUCAGAGCGAAACCGAACUACCACAUGUCGUGUAUUUGCAUCCUCUAACAAAUGCGCAAAUAAAAUAUUGCAACUUCAGUU
This is a messenger RNA of Pistacia vera, 7567 nucleotides long. Its product is annotated as ATP-dependent helicase BRM. Lineage: Eukaryota; Viridiplantae; Streptophyta; Magnoliopsida; Sapindales; Anacardiaceae. Gene Ontology annotation, molecular function: protein binding; ATP-dependent chromatin remodeler activity; ATP binding. The transcript is spliced from 14 exons. Gene Ontology annotation, cellular component: nucleus. Bases 394 to 7116 code for a protein of 2240 amino acids. Gene Ontology annotation, biological process: positive regulation of transcription by RNA polymerase II. The record is from RefSeq and is a predicted model, not a curated record.